Molecule: messenger RNA, 840 nt
Organism: Penicillium malachiteum
Lineage: Eukaryota; Fungi; Ascomycota; Eurotiomycetes; Eurotiales; Aspergillaceae
Gene: phb1
Product: prohibitin subunit PHB1
Exons: 2
Coding region: 1-840 (279 amino acids)
Biological process (GO): mitochondrion organization
Cellular component (GO): mitochondrion; membrane
Source: RefSeq, a predicted model, not a curated record
AUGGCCAACGCCCUCUACAAUCUUUACCGACUGGCGGGUCCCGCCGCAGCCGGUGUUCUGCUGUUCAACGCGUCCAUCUACGAUGUCAAGGGUGGAACACGAGCCGUCAUCUUCGAUCGGUUGUCUGGUGUGCAGGAGCAGGUCGUCAAUGAGGGAACACACUUCUUGAUCCCAUGGUUGCAGCGGGCAAUCGUCUACGAUGUGCGCACAAAGCCUCGCAACAUCUCCACAACAACCGGUUCCAAGGAUCUUCAGAUGGUCAGCUUGACGCUGCGCGUGCUGCACCGUCCGGAAGUGCCGAGACUGCCGCAAAUCUACCAGUCCUACGGUACCGAUUACGAUGAGCGUGUUCUCCCCUCCAUUGGAAACGAAGUCCUCAAAGCUAUCGUCGCCCAGUUCGACGCCGCCGAGCUCAUCACCCAGCGUGAAGCCGUCUCCAACCGUAUUCGCACAGAUCUUCUUAAGCGUGCUGCGCAGUUUAACAUCGCCCUGGAGGACGUCUCCAUCACCCACAUGACCUUCGGAAAGGAGUUCACCCGUGCCGUCGAGCAGAAGCAGAUCGCCCAACAGGAUGCCGAGCGGGCACGAUUCAUCGUUGAGCGUGCUGAGCAGGAGCGUCAGGCUAGCGUUAUCCGUGCGGAGGGUGAGGCCGAGUCUGCCGAUAUCAUUUCCAAGGCUGUUGCCAAGGCCGGAAGUGGCCUGAUCGAGAUUCGUCGUAUCGAAGCUAGCCGCGAGAUUGCUCAGACUCUUUCCAGCAACCCCAAUGUCACAUAUCUGCCUGGUGGUGAGGGUAAGGACGGUGGUAAGAGCACUAGCCUCUUGCUUGGAUUGCGGAAUUAA